Messenger RNA from Jatropha curcas, 2190 nucleotides. Its product is annotated as transducin family protein / WD-40 repeat family protein. The record is from RefSeq and is a predicted model, not a curated record. Gene Ontology annotation, biological process: proteasome-mediated ubiquitin-dependent protein catabolic process. NCBI's taxonomy places the organism in Eukaryota, Viridiplantae, Streptophyta, Magnoliopsida, Malpighiales, Euphorbiaceae. Gene Ontology annotation, cellular component: Cul4-RING E3 ubiquitin ligase complex. Gene Ontology annotation, molecular function: protein binding.
CGGACGCAGCGAAUGAGCGCAAGAUAGUCCAACCGUGGAUAGAGAUAGACCAAAUAAAAUAGGAACCUCCAGGGAUCAAACUCAUGGCUAAAUGUCAAUGAUCGGUGCAGUCUAUAUGCGAUCCUGUCGACUCCACGUAUCCAAUCAUUCUCGUCCACCGUGCACUCGAUGUGUCAAUCCCAUCCAGCAUAUCCAUAGUACAAAGAAAAACAAAAAUUCUCUCUAUAUCUCUGUAUAUAGUUAUGUCCUGCAAUUCCCUUGAAACCUUUAGCUACCGACCAAGAAAUAUUUUAAGUGGAUGAGUGCUGAUGAAAAGGUGGAAAUUUUUCAUUGUACUCUCUGUUUGUUUGCUUUUGUAUUUGGAACUGGUUAAAGACGCAUGAUAUUAUUUUGGCCCGAGCUUAAAAACGAAAAAGGAUUCGCAUUACAGAAUCCCAGUUGACGUGAUAUGAAAAGUAGGCAGCGUUGUCAAUGCUUUUGUAGUGCGAAAUAUUGUGUUUGGUGUUGAAUUACAAUGUAUUUUGUUCCUGCUUGGGCUUCCAUCGAUGAAAUGGGUUAUGCCAUGAGUAGACUGGAGAUUGAUUCUGAUCCUUGUGAUGGAGGUAGAAACAUAAAUGAAAUUGGUAAUGGCCAGAGAUCCAAUAAAUCAUUGACUAAUUUAGAUCAUGAAAUUUCCCUCAAUACAAAGUUGAAAUCAAGGCCCCAUGACCGGCUAGCCCAAGUGAUACCUGGAAAGAGGGAGUAUGCUGUUUCCACAGUUAAGAUGCUGGCAGGUCGAGAGGGCAAUUAUUCAGGGAGAGGGAGGUUCUCUGCAGCUGAUCGUUGUCAUAUGCUUGGAAGAUAUUUGCCAGUCAAUGGCCCUUGGCUUAUUGACCAGAUGACGAGCAGGGCCUAUGUCUCACAAUUUUCAGCUGAUGGUUCUCUAUUUGUUGCUGGGUUUCAGGGAAGCCACAUUAGAAUAUAUAAUGUAGAGAAAGGAUGGAAAGUUCAGAAGAACAUUCUUGCCAAAAGUUUGCGUUGGACAGUUACUGAUACAUCUCUUUCACCAGAUCAACGCUAUCUUGUCUAUGCCAGCAUGUCGCCUAUUGUCCAUAUUGUUGAUAUUGGAUCUUCAGCAACAGAGUCACUUGCAAACAUCACGGAUAUCCAUGAUGGAUUGGACUUCUCUGCUGAUGAUGAUGGAGGUUAUUCUUUUGGAAUCUUCUCUGUGAAAUUUUCUACUGAUGGACGUGAGCUUGUUGCAGGAAGUAGUGAUGAUUCAAUAUAUGUAUAUGACCUUGAAGCAAAUAAGCUUUCACUUCGAAUUUCAGCACAUGCAUCUGAUGUUAACACUGUAUGUUUUGCUGAUGAAAGUGGCCAUCUUAUCUAUUCUGGGAGUGAUGAUAAUCUCUGUAAGGUAUGGGAUAGGCGGUGCUUUAUUGCAAGAGGAAAGCCAGCAGGAGUCCUAAUGGGACACCUAGAAGGCAUUACAUUCCUUGACAGCCGUGGAGAUGGUCGUUAUCUUAUCACGAAUGGCAAGGAUCAGACCAUCAAACUUUGGGAUAUCCGGAAAAUGGCUUCUAAUGCUACUUGCAAUUUAGGGCUCAGGAAUUAUGAAUGGGACUACAGAUGGAUGGACUAUCCUCCACAGGCAAGAGAUUUGAAACACCCAGGUGAUCAGUCUGUGGCUACAUAUAGAGGUCAUUCAGUCUUGCGUACUCUCAUUCGCUGCUACUUUUCCCCCGCGUAUAGUACUGGCCAAAAGUACAUAUACACUGGCUCUCAUGACUCUUGCAUUUAUGUAUAUGACUUGGUUACGGGAGACCAAGUUGCAGUACUCAAACACCAUAAAUCACCUGUAAGGGAUUGUAGUUGGCACCCGUAUUAUCCAAUGCUCGUCAGCUCUUCAUGGGAUGGUGAUAUUGUGAAAUGGGAAUUUCCUGGAAAUGGAGAAGCUCCAAUUCCUGCAGUAAAGAAAAGAUCUUGGAGACGACAAUUUGAUUGAAAAAUAACUUGUCAUAUCUUCUCCUGUUUAUAAUAUUAUGAAGUAAAAUAUAUGUUGUUUGUGUAGUAAUUCGCUUUCUCUCCAAACUCAAAUAAUAUGUAAUUAGCGUGUAACAUGAAUAAUUAAUUUUUUUACAUCCACAAGAUUCGAAUUGUACAUAAAUAAACACCAAUUUGAAGAUUUUUAUACAUUUAGUUAUUGAAGCA